This is a messenger RNA of Schistosoma bovis, 1695 nucleotides long. The record is from the annotation of a GenBank genome assembly. Lineage: Eukaryota; Metazoa; Platyhelminthes; Trematoda; Strigeidida; Schistosomatidae.
GACUGCCUUUAUUAUUAAACGUAAGUGCAUCCAAUGUGCUUACUAAGCUGCCGGUUCAUAUCUAAUAGCUUUUCCAGCUCUCAUCAAUAACACUUCCUUAACAUCUAAAGUGCUUUCAGGCUAGACAGUGUACGAACUGCCAAGUUUUUUAGACCGACAGACUACUCGCUAACAAUGUCUAUGUAUCGGUUCUCGGUGGUAUUAGAUUCAUACUGAGAAGUCCGGCUUGUUUUACUCGGUCAGUAGUUUCAGGGGACCAAUUAUAUGAUAGACUUCUAAAACUGUUAAUUUGGUUAAUCUAUUUUGAAUAUUCCAAAGCUUACAUGGCUUCAGCACAGGUUUAUCGUUUCCAACAACGUAUAUCAAAUCUUCAAUCUCAUCAUAAACUUGCAUCGAUUCGACAUUGUGAGGCUGUUAGUAACUAUAUCAGUCAAAACAAUGAAUUGAUGAAAUCUUUGAUGGCUCAUUUAAAGGGUCCAGAUAAAAGUGUGAAAAGAACUAAAAGGAUUACAAAACCUCGGACAACACAUCCACAGUUAGCGAAAUCUGCACGUUUUUCUGCCAAGUCAUAUGCUAUGCAGUCAACUGUCGAGCAAUUAAACGCCAUACAUCACCAUUCAUUAUACAGGCAAAAAAACUUUGUGAACCAAUGUUUGCCUGAAGAAACAUGGAAUAAUUUCGGUACACCGGCGACUAAUGAUGAUCCUUCUGUGUGUAAUUCCAAAGAACCGAUAUUUCCACCACCGACAUAUACAGAACCAAGUUUAAAUUGUGAACCACGCAUACUUGAUGAUUGCUUGUGGGAAAUAUGGAAUGGAGAUAAUAAUGUUCUUCAAAGCAAGCACCAAAUGAGAACACAAACAAGUUAUACCUCGUGUGAUAAAAUAUAUUCAGGUGAUACCCCAUCUUCUAUCUAUAACGGUGCUCAAGAGAAACAAUAUUGGAGUCGUGAUGACGUGUCACUCGAUAUUAAGCAGCAGACAUUAAGUCGCAUUCCUGGUUAUAACAUACCAGCUGCACAACCAAGAGAUUCUUACUGGUUGAAACAAUCCACUUCCUAUGGCGAACCCAAGCACUUACUUCUUGUCAAUAAGCAUGAUAAUUUGUAUCGUAAUGAGCCGUUGAGUACUGCACAAAAUCCAUUCUCUCAUAAUCUGAACGUCAGUUGUAGGAAUAGUAAUUCUUUACUGACUAAUCAAAUGACCAAUUAUUCAGCUGAGUUUUGUACAUCGAAUUCUAGUUACGAGCUAACCGGGUCGUCAAAAAACCAUAUUAAUCCUAUUCUAGUAUCUACUUAUCCGUCGGUAGGAUCUGACAUAAACUCUUGUCGAUCAGCAAUUUUUGAUCCUGAUGAAUGUUUUAGGCCGUAUUAUGAUUGUACCUCUUAUCAUCCAUCCGGAAGCAACAAUAAUGGUAGUAGCAGUGGUGGUGAUAAUAGCAGCACCAGUAAUUAUCAUUUUUAUCGAGCAGAUCUGAGCGCCCUACAGUCAUAAACAUCAAAACAAUCAAUGAUAUGAAAAUCUACUGUAGUUCCUUUACUCAACUUUAAUUUAUGUGCACUUGUGUUAUAUUCUUCUGUUUUCCAUUUGAUUUCUAAUUGAGAUAAAAUCAUCAAGAAUGAGUUUUGUGAUACACAUUAAGAAAAAGAAUUGGACAAUUCGUUUUGUCAAACUAAUAUCUUUGUUUUUCGCUAAC